AACGGCACACCCACUGGAGGACAGAAAUGUGAGGGAGCGUGACAGUCUGGGCUUCACUUCCACACUGUGCUGUCCUCUCCAUAUAGAACGUCGUUGGUGCGAAUAUUCCUAAAGUUGAGCCCACUAACCUGACUGUCACCCUAGAUACUGCAUCCUUGUCAAGGGAAGACGGAAUCGCCGCUGCCGCUGAGAAAACAAGACGGGAAGAGAGGGCGGCUUCCCGCGAAACCCUGGAAUAGCAGGAGGCGGGCUGAAUGCGGCUGGUGGGAAUACCGAGUGUGUCCCGAGGGGAAGCGGCAAGCUGAUCGACCGCGGCUUGAACUGUUUUUUUGAUGCUACUUGUCGAGAGCGUCCCCACAGCAUCGGCAGCUGUGCCACCUGCUUGAGACUGUUGCGUGUGAUGAGCCGGCGACAGAGCGUUUCGCUCUCCGGCCGGCCUGUGUCUUUCACCCUGAACCGGGGAAGUGAAAGCUGUGCGGCGGUGAGCGUGGAUUUUACCCUAUCGCGGAGCUACGAGCUUCUCGCCUUGGACCUCAGUUUGGGAAGAACUUAGCCAAGGGGGAGAUCCAGCGUUUUUAUUUUUUUAAAACUGGAAUCUUGUAAAAGGAAUACCCAAGAGAAUCCGCCCACCAAGCGACAAGAGAGGAGCAGCGGAGAUAAAAGAAGAGGGACACCGUAGUCCUAAAAGAAAGGCCAGCUGCAUGUACACCGGCGGUGCUGAACAAGGAGAGCCGAUGAAAUGCUAGGCUAUGUCAUGGAAGGAGACAGCUGGAAAAAACUGGCUUCGCUUGGAGAAAAAAAUCCAAAUCUUCUCCCAAUUCUGCACGCGCCAUUUAGCGUAGGGUCGUCUAACGAGGGGCACCGAAAAAAUGUGCGUUAGAUACCCAAGGGGUGCAAACAAAUGAGCCGAAAUGGAGCUCUGACAAAGCUCCCUUCUACUAGUUUAUGUUAAUUUUACAUUUUUUUUUCAGUUACAUACAGUCAAUAUGCAGACAUUUCGUGUAUUUUACACGCAGUCGUUCAGUCACAUCGUCGUCACGUUCGGGUGUUCGCUCGAUGCAGCCUUGUAAUCAUGGUCAUCUUCACACGCUUCCGAUAUUUUUGAAAACGCAAAUUUUCUGAAUUUUAUUUGCUUUUGACUUCUGCAGAGCCCGAUCCGUUUAUAUUUCUUUUAUUGUUUUUAAGACGUAAGCAAGUUAUAUAGCCUGUAAUAUUCCUUUUAAAAUCGACCCCAAAUGCAUGUUUUUUUGAGUUUUCCUUGAUAAAUAAGUGUUCUGUGUUAGAACAGAGAAGCAAAAUUGGACAUAUAUACAAAAGAGAAACACUAUUUUUGUUUGUUUUACCAUGGCUCCUGGUAAUGUAUUCAAAUGGUACUUUAACCUUUAGUUUUGAGGUAGUGGUUCAGGUUAAAUUAAGCUAAAGCCUAGGUUCAUUGUCAGACGUUAUACUAUUGUUUGCACCCUCACAGACUUUUACCAAGUGUGUUUAAAGGUAUUUCAGGGUUGGGAUAUUAAAAGCCCAUUAUAAAAACAUAAAAAUGCCUCGAAAUCGUGCUUUCUCUGAACCCGAGUAUUCUGCAGAGUACUCUGCGGAAUACUCGGUUAGCCUACCUUCAGAUCCAGAACAUGGAGUAGGACGGACCCAUGAAGUGACAGUCCGUAACUCAGGUUCUUGCCUGUGUCUACCCCGAUUUAUGAGACUGACUUUUGCUCCUGAGUCUCUGGAAAAUUUAUACCAGACCUACUUCCGAAGACAGCGGCAUGAAACCCUGCUGGUACUUGUGGUGUUUGCUGCACUAUUUGACUGCUAUAUCAUAGUGAUGUGUGCUGUAAUGUACACUGAUGACAAACUGGCAUCUCUACUGGUGGCCUCCAUUGGCCUGGUAAUCCACAUCCUCCUGUACUUUCUGUGUCGGUUCGGACUACUUCCAGAUCGCAUCUCUCGCAAGGUGGUUCCAUAUUUAUUGUGGAUUUUGAUAGCUGGCCAAAUUUUCUCCUACCUGGGGCUCAGCUUUUCCAUAUCUCAUCAGGCCAGUGACACUGUGGGCUGGCAAGCAUUCUUUGUCUUUUCCUUCUUCCUCACCCUCCCUCUCCGUCUCAUGCCUAUAGUUUUGAUCACAACCGUCUCCUGUGGGAUUCACACACUAGUGCUGGGUGUCACUAUUGCUCAGCAACAGCAAGAGACCAUAGAGGGAGUGACGCUUGUUAGACAGCUGAUUGCAAACAUUGCCAUAUACUUGUGUGCCAUCACAGUAGGCAUCAUGUCCUACUAUAUGGCUGACCGUAAGCACCGCAAGGCAUUUUUGGAAGCAAGGCAGUCUCUAGAGGUCAAAUUGAACCUGGAAGAGCAGAGUCAACAGCAGGAACGUCUUUUGCUAUCCAUCUUACCUAAACAUAUAGCUGAUGAGAUGCUAAAGGGCAUGAAGAAGGAAGAAAGUCAAAAAGAAAUGCAGCAGUUCAACACCAUGUAUAUGUACCGGCAUGAGAAUGUCAGCAUCCUGUUUGCUGACAUUGUUGGAUUUACUCAACUGUCCUCCACUUGCAGUGCUCAAGAACUGGUCAAGCUUCUGAAUGAACUCUUUGCUCGCUUUGAUAAACUGGCAGCAAAAUAUCACCAGCUGCGUAUCAAAAUCCUUGGGGAUUGUUACUAUUGCAUUUGUGGUCUGCCUGACUACCGGGAUGACCAUGCUGCAUGUUCCAUUAUGAUGGGGUUGGCCAUGGUUGAGGCUAUAUCAUAUGUACGCGAGAAGACGAAAACAGAAGUGGAUAUGCGUGUGGGAGUUCAUACUGGAACUGUGCUGGGAGGAGUCCUCGGCCAAAAACGAUGGCAGUAUGAUGUCUGGUCAACUGAUGUUACAGUUGCAAAUAAAAUGGAGGCAGGGGGACUGCCAGGUCGAGUGCAUAUUUCUCAGAGUACUUUAGAAUGCUUGCACGGUGAAUUUGAAGUAGAACCUGGUGAAGGAGGAAAACGCUGUGACUAUCUGAAGGAAAAGGGUAUCGAAACCUAUCUAGUCCUGGUACCAAAGACUCAGGUCAACAAGAAUGGCAUCAACGGUGUUAAGCUAUCACUCACGUCUUCAAAUGGAAAUUCACCACUACUGAUCAACACCAAAGAAUGCAAUGGAAGUAUCAACACAACAUGCACCACCCCUGAUGAGGGGGAAGCAGAGGAGCUUGAUACUAGAGUGGUGAAUCCUUCAUUCCCUAAUCCCAGACGAAGGCUGCGUCUUAAAGAUCUUGCUGAGAGAGUGAUUGAUGCUCAGGAAAAUGAACAGGAAUUAAACAAGCUACUCAAUGAGGCACUGCUUGAAAGAGAAACUGUACAAGCGGUAAAAGGGAAACAUACGCACCGUCUGUCAAUGCGAUUCAUUGAGCCAGAGUUGGAGACACGUUUUUCUGUAGAAAAGGAGAAGCAGAGUGGAGCUGCUUUCAGCUGCUCCUGUGUUGUCCUUUUUUUCACUGCUAUCAUGGAGGCGUUGAUAGAUCCUAUACUCAUUGCAAACUAUGUGACAUUUGUUAUUGGAGAGAUUUUGCUUCUGAUUCUUACUAUCUGCUCUCUGGCUGCAAUUUUCCCACGGGUUUUUCCUAAGAAGCUGGUCUCUUUCUCAACUUGGAUUGACCGAACACGAUGGGCCAGAAAUACAUGGGCAAUGUCAGCAAUCUUUAUUCUCACCAUGGCUGAUAUUGUUGAUAUGCUGAGCUGCCCUCAACCACUCCACUCAUAUGCAAACAAGAACUCAACAUCCACUAAGGAAAUUGUAGAAGGCUGCAUUGAAAACCCAAAAUAUUACAUCUAUAUUGCUGUCCUUGCACUCAUGGCUACAACGAUGCUUGUACAGGUUAGCCACAUGGUGAAGAUAACACUCAUGCUUCUCAUUACUGGUGCCACAGGGGUUGUCAGCAUAUACAGCUGGAGUGAGAACUUUGACCAGUAUGAUCAAACUCGCUUUAAGCUAUUUGCGUCCACCAUUGUGCCCACCAAAAUUUCCAUGACCGUUAUGAUUGUGGUUAUGAUGCUUAGUUUUUACUACUUCUCCAGACAUGUUGAAAAACUUGCCCGUACCUUGUUUUUAUGGAAGAUAGAAGUUCAUGACCAAAAGGAAAAAGUGUAUGAAAUGCGACGUUGGAAUGAAGCUCUUGUGACCAAUAUGCUGCCAGAACAUGUGGCUCGUCAUUUUUUGGGUUCCAAAAAGCGUGAUGAGGAGCUAUACAGCCAGUCAUAUGAUGAAAUUGGUGUGAUGUUUGCAUCAAUACCAAACUUCUCUGAUUUCUACACGGAAGAAAGUAUUAACAAUGGAGGAAUUGAGUGUUUGAGAUUUUUAAAUGAGAUAAUCUCAGACUUUGACAGUUUGUUGGAUGAGCCGCAGUUCCGAUGCAUCACAAAGAUCAAAACCAUCGGUAGUACAUACAUGGCAGCCUCAGGGGUUACACCAGAAUCCAAUACAAAUGGUUUCAACAGUGGCCUUAAGAAGGAGGAAAUUUCCGAUAAAGAACGCUGGCAACACUUAGCAGACCUGGCUGAUUUUGCCCUGGCCAUGAAGGUCACUAUAAUGAACAUCAACUACCAGUCCUUCAACAACUUCAUGCUCCGGAUUGGUCUAAAUAAAGGAGGUGUUCUGGCUGGGGUGAUCGGAGCUAGAAAACCCCAUUAUGACAUUUGGGGCAAUACUGUCAACGUGGCCAGCAGAAUGGAGUCUACAGGGGUGAUGGGGAACAUUCAGGUUGUGGAGGAGACCUACAUGAUUCUAAAGGAAUAUGGCUUUCGGUUUGUACGCCGUGGUCCCAUUUACGUGAAGGGUAAAGGAGAGUUGCUGACCUUUUUCCUAAAAGGCAGAGAGAAGCAGGGAUCAUUCAUCAAUGGCUCCUCUGUCACCCUCCCGCACCAAGUGGUGGACAGCUCCUGAAGUCAUAGCAGGACCUAAAAGACUGUCGUGUGAGGCUGUAGAGACAAGAGACUUGCAAGGGUGAUGGAACCCAAGAACUGUUCGACAGACUCUAUGAAAAACACUGAUGACAAGAAACGAGGAAGACGGGACAGACUAGGAUGAGUGCUCAUCUGGAAGAAAAUAUUUACGGAGGAUGAAGGAACAAUGUUUACCUUUUGGCACGUUUCUUCUGAAUUUUCAGAGCUUCUUAGUAACCAAUGAGAUUUGAACUUUGCUUUGAAUGAUCAGUUGCAGGUCAUGAAAUGUCAAGACACCCACAGUGACAUAUUGGGUUAU
Messenger RNA from Polypterus senegalus (gray bichir), 5221 nucleotides. It is a transcript of the gene adcy3a, whose product is annotated as adenylate cyclase 3a. Gene Ontology annotation, biological process: adenylate cyclase-activating G protein-coupled receptor signaling pathway; intracellular signal transduction; cAMP biosynthetic process. The coding region runs from base 1538 to 4903 and encodes 1121 amino acids. NCBI's taxonomy places the organism in Eukaryota, Metazoa, Chordata, Cladistia, Polypteriformes, Polypteridae. Gene Ontology annotation, cellular component: plasma membrane. The record is from RefSeq and is a predicted model, not a curated record. Gene Ontology annotation, molecular function: adenylate cyclase activity. The transcript is spliced from 20 exons.